Molecule: messenger RNA, 949 nt
Organism: Staurois parvus
Lineage: Eukaryota; Metazoa; Chordata; Amphibia; Anura; Ranidae
Source: the annotation of a GenBank genome assembly
ACCAGUGCCAGUUCAUCAAGAUCCUAUGGUGCACCAGUGCCAGUCCCUCAGACCCCUGCACACCAGUGCCAGUCCCUCAGACCCCUACAGCACCAGUGCCAGUCCCUCAGACCCAUACAGCACCAGUGCCAGUCCCUCAGACCCCUACAGCACCAGUGCCAGUCCCACAGACCCAUACAGCACCAGUGCCAGUCCCUCAGACCCAUACAGCACCAGUGACCCCCAGUCCCUCAGACCCAUACAGCACCAGUGCCAGUCCCUCAGACCCAUACAGCACCAGUGCCAGUCCCUCAGACCCCUACAGCACCAGUGCCAGUCCCUCAGACCCAUACAGCACCAGUGCCAGUCCCUCAGACCCAUACAGCACCAGUGCCAGUCCCUCAGACCCAUACAGCACCAGUGCCAGUCCCUCAGACCCAUACAGCACCAGUGCCAGUCCCUCAGACCCAUACAUACCAGUGCCGGUCCCUCAGAUCCAGGGUACACCAGUGCUGGUCCCUCAGAUCCAGGGUACACCAGUGCUGGUCCCUCAGAUCCAGGGUACACCAGUGCUGGUCCCGCAGAUCCAGGGUACACCAGUGCCGGUCCCUCAGAUCCAAGGUACACCAGUGCCAGUCCCUCAGAUCCAGGGUACACCAGUGCCAGUCCCUCAGAUCCAAGGUACACCAGUGCCGGUCCCUCAGACCCAAGGAACACCAGUGCCAGUCCCUCAGACCCAAAGAACACCAGUGCCGGUCCCCCAGACCCAAGGAACACCAGUGCCAGUCCCUCAGACCCAAGGAACACAAGUGCCAGUCCCUCAGAUCCAGGGUACACCAGUGCCAGUCCCUCAGAUCCAGGGUACACCAGUGCCAGUCCCUCAGAUCCAAGGUACACCAGUGCCAGUCCCUCAGAUCCAGGGUACACCAGUGCCAGUCCCUCAGAUCCAAGGUACACCAGUGACCAGUGC